AUGCGAGGUUUGCUCUCCGUGACGCUGCUGCUGCUCAUCCUGACGCUCGCCGUCGACGCCAACAAGAGAGCCAAAAACCACAAAGGAGGGAAGCAUGAGAAGUCUCGGCCGGCCUCUGAGUGCUCGGCUGCAGAGACUCAUUACGGGAAAUGUGUCCCAGAACACGGAGACUGUGGAGACGGUCUGAGAGACGCGACGUGUAAGGACCGAACCGACCAGAUCCACUGCAGGAUCCCCUGCAACUGGAAGAAGAACAUCAGUGACUGUAAGUAUAAGUUUGGUCCGUGGGGGCCGUGCGACGGCGCCACCAAGAGCCGCUCAGGGACUCUGAAGCGAGCGCUGUUCAACGCUGACUGUCAAACCACCGUCAGCGUGUCCAAACCCUGCUCCCCCAAAGCCAAGAAGACCAGAGGAGAGAAGAAGUCAAACUGA
Molecule: messenger RNA, 432 nt
Organism: Scomber japonicus (chub mackerel)
Lineage: Eukaryota; Metazoa; Chordata; Actinopteri; Scombriformes; Scombridae
Gene: mdkb
Product: midkine b
Exons: 4
Coding region: 1-432 (143 amino acids)
Molecular function (GO): growth factor activity
Source: RefSeq, a predicted model, not a curated record